CAGUUAACUUCCACAGUGCACAGAUAGACCGGCUUUAUCAUUUGUUUACAUUGUUUAGCUUGAGCUACAGUGACUGGAGAUAACACUCCUGUUAUUGAAAAGCACAAUAGGUAACCACAGUUCAAAACCCCUGACGUACCUAUAUCUUUCUGCAUUCAGACCAGGAGUUUGUGCGCUUUAUCAGUUUGGGAUUCACACGAGUAAGCUCAUCUCCUUGGGACUGUGGCUCAUCAGGAAUAUUAAUGCUUUUUGGCAUGAGGCAACCUGUCAGCAAUGGGCCUGUGACCUAAUUUAAUCUCUCAAUUUAUAGUUCAAGAUUCUCAAGUCUACAUCGUCAAACUUUAAGAAAGUGUAAAAAUGUUUGCUGCACUGCCCUCUCUGGGGUGAAAGAUGUGAGCAUGUUAUGCUUCUGUCCAGUGACGUCACAGCACUUUAAUGAGUGAGAACACCUUAUUUGGCAUCACUUAUUGGUGUGUCUCAAACCAGAGAGGACAGUGCAUCAGCAUAUUCCUGCUUUAACUGAUCUAGUAUGGAUUUACCUCAGAUUAUAACCACAAACUGAGCCCUGUGUGGAUCCAAACUAUUGUGAGAACACUCAAUGGGCCCACCAAGUGAUACCAAGUAUCAGAACAACAAACAACAGGCCAGAUGGGGCAAACACAAACCAAGCAGCAUUAAUCAGGGAAGCAAGAGUGUGUGAGACUAACCCGUUACUUUUAUACACACUGGAUUGUCAGAUAGUCCUUAGUGUUGUGGAGCUGUCCUGUGGUAACCAUGACGACUGCAGAGCCACCUAAUGGACUGUGGCACCGAAAUGUGAAGUCAGAUGAGAUCUCCAGUCAUGCCGAGGGCCAUAAUAAUGGGCAGGAAGAAGAGCUAAGACAGUGGCAGAAACAUGCACAGAAGGUGAAAGUGAAAGUUCUGGAGCAGGUCCAGGAUCAGCUCAGUGAUAUACUAGACAAAGCUCUGACUGAGUCUGUCCAGCCUUUGACCCAAAUCCAACCAACAGUUAAUGGAAAGAUGACAAAAAAACCCUCAUCCAGAUCUCAGAGAAUGGAUGACGGCAAAGUUUUUAUGGCCAGGCCAUCACUGUUGGAUGAACUGUUUGAGAUCAACCACAUCAGGACCAUCUACCACAUGUUCAUAGCUGUACUCCUCAUCUUCUGCUUGAGCACGCUGGCUGUCGACUACAUCGACCAGGGCAGGUUGGUCUUGGAGUUCGACCUGCUGUUCUUUGCCUUUGGGAAGCUGGGGACGGUCACCUGGGCCUGGGUUGUGAUGUUUGCCUACACCUUGUUUGUUCCCUACUACACCCUGGUGUUUUGGGGAUCUUUGUACCACAGCUUCCCCUCUAAGUUGGGGCUGUCUCUCGGCACGGGCUUGGUCCUGUCUGCAUUGCAGACCUUUGUACUGGGACAGUUCCCCAUCUACGUGGUUGUACACUAUCAGCUGCCACCAGCCUCGCGGUUUAUUGUGAUACUGGAGCAGAUUCGAUUCCUGAUGAAGAGCUACUCGUUCAUGAGAGAAACUGCUCCUGUCCUUAUGAAGAAUACACCAAAGGAAGGAGAAAGUCCCAGAUUCCCAACAUUAUCCAGCUAUCUGUACUUCCUCUUCUGUCCAACACUCAUCUACAGGGAAUCAUAUCCUCGGAAUUCCCACAUAAGAUGGAAGUAUGUUGGCAUCACACUUGGUAUGAUCUUGGGAUGCCUGUUUUACGGCUACUUCAUCCUGGUCCGUCUUUGUGUUCCCGUCUUCAGACCUGAGACCAACCAGCCUUUUAGUAAACGAACACUGGUUCUGGCUGUGUUCCACUCAAUAUUACCAGGUACUCUACUUUCUACUUUCUACCGACAUGAAGCGUAUUGUAUCUUGGACUGGUGGAACUCUACGUCUUUCGCCAAUUAUUACCGUACCUGGAAUGUGGUGGUUCAUGACUGGCUCUAUUACUAUGGAUACAGAGACUUCCUCUCGCUGUCGAAAAGGAAAUUCCGAACAGCUGGCAUGCUCUCGGUGUUCAUCGUCUCUGCUGUCGUCCAUGAGUACGCCUUUACAAUGGGCUUCGGCUUCUUCUAUCCUGUCAUGUUCUGUCUCUUUGCCGUCUUUGGAGUGGUGUUCAACUUUACCAUGAAUGACAAGCGUCAGAGCCCCGUUUUCAACGUCAUCAUGUGGGCGUGUCUCUUCGUCGGUCAGGGUGUCCAGGUGUGUCUGUACUGCCAGGAGUGGUACGCCCAGAUACACUGCCCUCGGACAGGGAAUAGUUUCCUGGAGUUGGUGACACCUCGGUCAUGGUCCUGCAGAUGAAGCAGCCUUUACCUUGGGUUGGAGGGAUAAGGGAUGAAAGGAUGGAGUGAAAUUCAUGAUUGACUGAACCUAGAAGAGAGCAAGGAAGGACAACUUGAAAUGUAAAUAUAUAAGAUUUUCAGUUUUUAGUGGGUAAGGUUUUUUGGGUCAAGAUGUGACUGUAUCUUUAUAUUGUUCAGGUGUGAAAAUAUCCAUACAUUGGUGAUGUAUCACAUCUGAAUUACUUAAAGUUUUUAUUUGUACCAACAGUAUUAAAUACUGUUUAAUAAUUAAUAGUUAAACUUUCUUUCUUACUGCUCAUAGAAUAUCAUACAGUAAGCAAACUGUUGCAUAUUAAUCAAGGAGUAGCUUGUUUAUUGACCAAGUCUUUAUCGAGUGCAAAGUUUUGAGAAAAUGUCUCCAUGUUUGUGUGUAUGUAAUAAAUGUUAAUCAAUGAGCUGGUAGGCAGAUUCUUGACCUUUGGACAGAGCCAGGCUAGCUGUUUCCCCUGUUACCAGUCGUUAUGCUAAGCUAAUCACUUCCCGACUCAUCGGGUAAAAAUGUACUGUACAUAUUUUUUUACGAGUACAAGAGAUCUUAAUUUCUUUACCUCCUUGAAUGUAAUUCUUUGAAUUAUUAAAUGUAUCGAAAUGUUGUCAUAAGCCGUCAGACGUAUCUCAAACUCUGAUCUCUAAAUAAAAGAUGUAAUUGCAUUUUUAAUUCUCCUGUAUUUAAAGUAAGGCUAGAUUCCAAAACCUGAAACAGGACUCUUUUUAUUCUCGUCUUGUUGCAGCUUUGUGUCUUUGGUUUUGAUUUUUUAGUUGCAGAAGACGUUUCACAGACGUGCCGAAUCAGUGACAAUUUAGAACAGGUAUUGCAACAGUAAGGGCACCUGGCCUGUGUGUGGCAUGUUUAAUCUAGCCUUGGUUGACAUUCGGCUGGCGGGGAUUGGUUGGGAGAGCAGGUAUGUUAACCAACCAGCGACAGGCAGCAGUCUUAUCAGUCAGCCACAAAGCCUCUGUUUGUCUGCCUGCCAUGUCCCUCUGAAGUCAUACAGGAAGAAGAGGAUUAACAUCGGUACAGUGUUUGCAUUAGUGAUGUAAUGCUCUGUAAACUGAUAUACUGUAAUACCAUGAGAGCUCAGAGAGGCACAGUUUCAGAGGCAGUUUUUAGUAGUAGAAUUGAAUAUACUUGUGUCUA
Molecule: messenger RNA, 3480 nt
Organism: Morone saxatilis (striped sea-bass)
Lineage: Eukaryota; Metazoa; Chordata; Actinopteri; Moronidae
Gene: soat2
Product: sterol O-acyltransferase 2
Exons: 14
Coding region: 775-2301 (508 amino acids)
Biological process (GO): cholesterol efflux; cholesterol metabolic process
Cellular component (GO): endoplasmic reticulum membrane
Molecular function (GO): cholesterol binding; fatty-acyl-CoA binding; cholesterol O-acyltransferase activity
Source: RefSeq, a predicted model, not a curated record